Messenger RNA from Sphaeroforma arctica JP610, 339 nucleotides. RefSeq lists its product as hypothetical. The record is from RefSeq and is a predicted model, not a curated record. NCBI's taxonomy places the organism in Eukaryota, Ichthyosporea, Ichthyophonida. Bases 1 to 339 code for a protein of 112 amino acids. The transcript has a single exon.
AUGACACUUGUAAUACAGUGGAGACCAUUGGACUGUAUCAACGCAGCUCUGGAGUGCUGCCAUGAUAAUACAACGAAUCUCAACAAUGGAAUACAAAUGGGGGUUACAUGUGAUUUGUUUACAACCUUUUCUCAUGCUGGCUACAACCGGGACCACCUAGAAUUUGAUAGAUUGGCAUAUCAUAACCUUGUCGAGUUUGAACAAUAUAUGAAAGAGCUACAAGGCCUGGAUAGUGAAGAGGAAGAGAUUGUCCCCGAAGAUGUCGAUGCUGAUGCUGAGGGAGCAUGCAUUGAUGCCGAGGAUGCAGACGACGACGUCGAGCCAGCUGAAGAGGACUAA